Callithrix jacchus (white-tufted-ear marmoset) is the source of this 5278-nucleotide messenger RNA. RefSeq names its product unc-51 like autophagy activating kinase 1 (gene ULK1). Gene Ontology annotation, molecular function: ATP binding; protein serine/threonine kinase activity. The record is from RefSeq and is a predicted model, not a curated record. NCBI's taxonomy places the organism in Eukaryota, Metazoa, Chordata, Mammalia, Primates, Cebidae. Gene Ontology annotation, biological process: positive regulation of autophagy; negative regulation of collateral sprouting; peptidyl-serine phosphorylation. Gene Ontology annotation, cellular component: cytoplasm; cytosol; autophagosome.
GGCGCGCAGUGCGGCUGCGCGGGCGUCUCAGGCUCCGAGGCCCGGGCGCCGCGGCUCUUUUGUUUCUCCGCCGGGGCCGAGCCCGGGCCUCUGUUGGAGCCAGAGUCGGAGUCGGAGUCGGAUCCAGAUUCGGAUUAGCAGCCCGGGGACAGUGCCGCGGCACAGACGCCACAGGGAGAGCGACCCUCGGACCCCGCCUGGCCCGCGGGGCUGGGACCCGGCCCCGGCCUGCCCGAUGGGGCGCGCGGCCCCGGAGAUGCGCCUUCGCCCGGCCCCGCGCCUCCGGCCCCGCGCCCCCGGCCCGCCCGCGCCGGCCCGCGCCUCCGCCUGAGCCCCUCGCGCCCCGGCCCGCCGCCCCCCGCCCCGCGCCACCGGCCCGCCCGCGCCAUGGAGCCCGGCCGCGGCGGCACCGAGAUCGUGGGCAAGUUCGAGUUCUCCCGCAAGGACCUGAUCGGCCACGGCGCCUUCGCGGUGGUCUUCAAGGGCCGCCACCGCGAGAAGCACGAUCUGGAGGUCGCCGUCAAAUGCAUUAACAAGAAGAACCUCGCCAAGUCUCAGACGCUGCUGGGGAAGGAAAUCAAGAUCCUGAAGGAACUGAAACAUGAAAACAUCGUGGCCCUGUACGACUUCCAGGAGAUGGCCAAUUCUGUGUACCUGGUCAUGGAGUACUGCAACGGCGGGGAUCUGGCCGACUACCUGCACACCAUGCGCACGCUGAGCGAGGACACCAUCAGGCUCUUCCUGCAGCAGAUCGCGGGCGCCAUGCGGCUCCUGCACAGUAAGGGCAUCAUCCACCGCGACCUGAAGCCGCAGAACAUCCUGCUUUCCAACCCCGCCGGCCGCCGCGCCAACCCCAACAGCAUCCGCGUCAAGAUCGCUGACUUCGGCUUCGCGCGGUACCUCCAGAGCAACAUGAUGGCGGCCACGCUCUGCGGCUCCCCCAUGUACAUGGCCCCCGAGGUCAUCAUGUCGCAGCACUACGACGGGAAGGCGGACCUAUGGAGCAUCGGCACCAUCGUCUACCAGUGCCUGACCGGGAAGGCGCCCUUCCAGGCCAGCAGCCCGCAGGACCUGCGCCUGUUCUACGAGAAGAACAAGACGCUGGUGCCCACCAUCCCCCGGGAGACCUCGGCCCCGCUGCGCCAGCUGCUCCUGGCCCUGCUCCAGCGCAACCACAAGGACCGCAUGGACUUCGAUGAGUUUUUCCAGCACCCUUUCCUUGACGCCAGCCCCUCAGUCAGGAAGUCCCCGCCUGUGCCUGUGCCCUCGUACCCAAGCUCCGGGUCUGGCAGCAGCUCCAGCAGCAGCUCCACUUCCCACCUGGCCUCCCCGCCGUCCCUGGGCGAGAUGCAGCAACUGCAGAAGACCCUGACCUCCCCAGCCGAUGCCACUGGCUUCCUGCACAGCUCCCGGGACUCUGGCGGCAGCAAGGACUCCUCCUGUGACACAGACGACUUCGUCAUGGUCCCCGCGCAGUUUCCAGGUGACCUGGUUGCUGAGGUACCCAGUGCCAAGCCCCCGCCAGACAGCCUGAUGUGCAGUGGGAGCUCGCUGGUGGCCUCUGUGGGCCUGGAGAGCCAUGGCCGGACCCCAUCUCCAUCCCCACCCUGCAGCAGCUCCCCUAGUCCCUCAGGCCGGGCCGGCCCGUUCUCCAGCAGCAGGUGCGGCGCCUCGGUCCCCAUCCCAGUCCCCACGCAGGUGCAGAACUACCAACGCAUCGAGCGAAACCUGCAGUCACCUACCCCGUUUCAAACGCCUCGGUCCUCUGCCAUCCGCAGGUCAGGUAGCACCAGCCCCCUGGGCUUUGCACGGGCUAGCCCUUCACCCCCUGCCCACGCUGAGCAUGGAGGCGUCCUGGCCAGGAAGAUGUCCCUGGGUGGAGGUCGGCCCUACACGCCAUCCCCUCAAGUUGGAACCAUCCCUGAGCGGCCAGGCUGGAGUGGGACACCCUCCCCACAGGGAGCGGAGAUGCGUGGUGGCAGGUCCCCUCGUCCAGGCUCCUCUGCGCCCGAGCACUCCACCCGCACUUCCGGGCUGGGCUGCCGCCUGCACAGCGCCCCCAACCUGUCCGACCUGCACGUUGUCCGCCCCAAGCUGCCCAAACCCCCCACGGACCCCCUGGGAGCCGUGUUCAGCCCUCCACAGGCCAGCCCUCCCCAGCCGUCCCACGGGCCACAGUCCUGCCGGAACCUGCGGGGCUCACCCAAGCUGCCUGACUUCCUGCAGCGAAACCCUCUGCCCCCCAUCCUGGGUUCCCCCACCAAGGCUGUGCCCUCCUUCGACUUCCCAAAGACUCCCAGCUCCCAGAACCUGCUGGCCCUCCUAGCCCGGCAGGGCGUGGUCAUGACGCCCCCUCGAAACCGGACGCUGCCCGACCUCUCUGACGUGGGACCUUUCCAUGGUCAGCCGCUGGGUCCUGGCCUGCGGCCAGGCGAGGACCCCAAGGGUCCCUUUGGCCGGUCUUUCAGCACCAGCCGCCUCACCGACCUGCUCCUGAAGGCGGCAUUUGGGACACAAGCGCCGGACCCUGGCAGCACAGAGAGCCUGCAGGAGAAGCCCAUGGAGAUUGCACCCUCAGCUGGCUUUGGAGGGAGCCUGCACCCAGGAGCCCGUGCUGGGGGUGCCAGCAGCCCCGCCCCGGUAGUUUUCACCGUGGGCUCUCCCCCGAGCGGGAGCACACCGCCCCAGGCACCCCGCACCAGGAUGUUCUCGGUGGGUUCGGCUGGCUCCUCUGCCCGCCACCUGGGGCCUGGAGCCUGCAGUGAGGCCCCAGGCCCAGAGCUCUCUGCUCCAGGACAUGGCUGCAGCUUUGCUGACCCCAUUGCUGCCAACCUGGAGGGGGGUGUGACCUUCGAGGCCCCCGACCUACCUGAGGAGACCCUCAUGGAGCAAGAGCACACGGAGAUCCUGCACGGCCUGCGCUUCACGCUGCUCUUCGUGCAGCACGUCUUGGAGAUCGCAGCCCUGAAGGGCAGUGCCAGUGAGGCAGCCGGGGGCCCCGAGUACCAGCUGCAGGAGAGCGUGGUGGCCGACCAGAUAAGCCUGCUGAGCCGAGAAUGGGGAUUUGCAGAGCAGUUGGUGCUGUACCUGAAGGUGGCCGAGCUGCUGUCCUCUGGUCUGCAGACUGCCAUCGACCAGAUCCGGGCCGGGAAGCUCUGCCUGUCGUCCACUGUGAAGCAGGUGGUGCGCAGGCUGAACGAGCUGUACAAGGCCAGCGUGCUGUCCUGCCAGGGCCUGAGCCUGCGACUGCAGCGCUUCUUCCUUGACAAGCAGCGGCUCCUGGACCGCAUCCACAGCAUCACUGCGGAGAGGCUCAUCUUCAGCCACGCCGUGCAGAUGGUGCAGUCGGCCGCCCUGGACGAGAUGUUCCAGCACCGCGAGGGCUGCGUGCCGCGCUACCACAAGGCCCUGCUGCUCCUGGAGGGGCUACAGCACAUGCUCUCGGACCAGGCCGACAUCGAGAACGUGGCCAAGUGCAAGCUGUGCAUUGAGCGGAGACUCUCAGCGCUGCUGACCGGCGUCUGUGCCUGACCUUUCUGAUCUGGCUGGGCUCUGGGUCCUGCCAAGACUUGCGGGGUGGGCUCCGUGUGCUGGCAGGACUCCUUGAGACAAGCCCAUGGAAGCGAUCGCUGGUGCCGAGUCCUGCCCGGGGCCCCACGGACAGUCAGCCUGCCAGACGUUCUGCAGGUCAUGGGGCGAAACCAGCACGUCAGGAGCCACACAGCUUGCAGGCCCUCCCGUCUGUUGCAGGUGGGGAUCACAGAACUUCUGCCCCUCCAGCUGCCUGGCACAGCAGGCACGGUUGCCACCACCCUCUAGCCCCAGGGCAGCCCCAGAGGACAGGCAAAGGGCCUGAGACCGCUGCCGACUCGAAGCCAAAGCGAGCUCCUGCUCAGGCCAGGUCAGCAGUCGCUGUGCCCAGGAAGAGCCUGCGGCCUCGGCACCCCCGUCUCCAGGAGCCUCUCCCUCCGAGACAUCACCCAGCUUUGUCAGUCACCUGAGCACUUUAUGCAGACACAGACAGAACCUGGACCUCCCCAGGGACUGCUGGGCAGUGAUUCCUGGCAGUGGCCUGGUGUUUGUACAUAACACAUAUGUGGACACACACGCCAGGCUGCGGAGCUGCCCAGGCCUGGACCUCAGGAGAACGGGCUCCGGGUGAGUGGGGCCGUGCGCUGGAGGGAGAGGCGCUGCUUUUCUCAGGCGCUCCUCUGGGGACCAGCAGCAGAGGCACACAUUCUCUCAGCCCUGGAAACGUCUUGUCGUUUUUCACACUUUAUUCCUAAAACGUGUCUUAUUUUUAUGCAGCUCAUUUUUUCUUUAAAGGAGAAAACUUGUAGGUGUUUAAGAAUUGGUUUUGGGAGGGUGAGGACUGGGUCAGGUUAGAGGCAGAGGUGCAGGGGUGUGGUGGAGGCGGGUGAGGCUGCUCUGUGCACACCUGUGUCGGUGGCUGUCCCCUGCCCUCUCCCUGUGGCAGCAGCAGGACAGGUGUGUGCCCAGCACCCUCCCCACCUGGAGCUGGGGGCAGAUGAGGGAAUACUUCAUGCAAAGAAAAAAUAAAAUAUGCAAAAGCGCCCGCCCAACGUCGACAGUUUUGAUGUCAGCUCCUUGGCAGGGUAGGCCUGGUGACAGCCCUGUCCCUGCCUGCCUCGGCCUUGCCCAGGGCCACCGAUGGUGUCCGCAGAGAGGCCUGCCUUCCGGGUUCCAGGUGGGCAUGCGCUGCAAACCCCGCCUGGGCUCCCCUGGUCUGCCCAGCCCUCGGCCAGCCUUGCCUGAAUCUACUUGAAUGAAUCCCCAGUCUGCUGGAGGCAGCGGUGGGGCUGUGGACCCACACAGGGGUUUCAGGGUCACACGCCACAGAAUAGACAAAAAUACACACACGUGUGUUUUUAUUUGCAAUACUUGAAAUAUUGCCACUGUGCUUGGACUUCGAAGAAGAAACCCCCGUGACUUCUUCCUCAUCACCCUGAUGGCUUUAUUCUCACGCUGCGGGGCAUGUGCAUAUUUAUUGCUUCAUGGCCGACUGGAUCCCGAGUCCUGGGAAGCCGGCACUGCGGGGAUCCCCCCCGGCCCCGGUCCUCUGGCUUCCAUCGCGGCCGCGUGUGUGUGUGUCCGAGCAGGUUCUGGGUGCCUCGACUCAAGAACUGCCACUGGCUGUAUGUCCUCCACCUGGUCGUGCUGGACCAUCUGUCUAUUUUACAGGAAAUUUUGUGUGAUUUCCUGCCCUUUGCAUUAUAUUGUGUAAUAUCAAUUUAAGGAAAUAAACCUUUGAAAUUGU